Messenger RNA from Schistosoma rodhaini, 7652 nucleotides. Lineage: Eukaryota; Metazoa; Platyhelminthes; Trematoda; Strigeidida; Schistosomatidae. The record is from the annotation of a GenBank genome assembly.
AUGAAGUUGUGUGCUGUAACGUUGGUAACAGCAAGUUUGGCAAUUGUUUAAUUUGAAGAUUAUUAAUUUGGAGAUCACUAUGUAGUGUUGAGUGUUUUCUGUUAGUUGAUUGCUCAUCAGGCUGAAAAAUAUAUAUGAAUCCCACCGACUGACUUCAUUAUUAGCUCAGGCAGAUGUUCGAAUUAUGUACUGCUAACUUACAUUGAGGUGCUUGUUUUGCAUUUAAUCUUUGCAUAAGUAGAAAUCAGAAAUGCAUGCUAGACAGUAACAACUAAAAGCGGGCUAUUUCAGAUGAAAUAAGUGCGUCAGUACUUUGAAAUACUGAAUGUGCGUGCAUGCACUAACGAGAUUCUCAUGAGGUUCUCGUUUGAAAUAAUAGUCUUUCCUAAAAUAUGUGCGUAGACCUCGCACUAGGCUUUGGAUUUCAGUCAUUUACAAUGUGGACGCAUACGCUUCACAGGAGGACAGACGUUUUUGAUGUGUCCACCUUACAACUAGGAUCAAACGAGCGUUAUAAACCUGUGUGAGGAAUUAGAAUUCUGAUUUAGAGCCGAUGGUCAAGGUUAGAGAUUAAAAUGAGGGUUUUCAUCACGAGCUGACAUCAGCUGUAAUGCCGAAACUAUCUAACCAAACGAAUGAGUGAAUUUCGCUCCAAAAUCUGAGACCUGUUAUCUUAUACCUGAUUGGUUCGUCCAUAAAUUAUAAUUUCGCCGACAAUUUUUACUGUGCCAGAUUUGGUACUAUAACAAAAGCUUGUCCUCCUGUAUAGAAGAAGUGAUGCAUUUCCAUCUUUUAGCAGUCAGUUCUACUGGCCAUAGUAGUGGAAGACUAAUAGAGAUGUGGUGUUGUGAAGUUACUUCUGUAAAAUGCUCCCAACUGAUGGUGGUAAGAGCCUAGUCAUUAUUUCCAAGUCUCACAGCUGGUGAAUCUAUAUAGCUCAGAGGCUGUACAGUUGAACAAACUUUGAUGUCCACAUUUACGUCUAAGAAGUUCCCUGACCUAUUUCGUUGUAAAUGACAAACGAUUGGUUCGUUCGCAUGAGGUUAUCCAUGGUAUCAUAGAGGAUAUUUAAAUUUAAACUACCCUUUUUCAUUAAAAGAGUUAAUAUCAGCUAUACAUAAUGCUGAAGUAGCUCAGUUUUAAUAGAUAAAAUGUCUGUUCGGACAAUGUUAAGUUCAAUCACAAACUAUCAUAGGCUUUAAUCCAAAAAUAACAAAGUUACCUAAACACUCUUUGUAAGUAGUGAUAGAAUUUUUGGAUAGUCUAAUGUGCGAGCUUUAACUAAGUAAAGAGGAUUUUGUUCCAGAAAAUGUGUCUGGUCUCAUACUGUACUAAACCAUGUUCCAUCAAAGAAGCCUGUAUCAAAUAUAUCGUCAGACCCAACUGAAGAAAAAUCUUUCCAAUUGAUGUCUGGUGCAUUAAUAUCUCUCAAUGUCAGACACCUACUUUUAAUUCAGGGCUUAAUAUUUCCCAAUACAAAAUCAUGAAUGAAGUAGAUUAACCUACGUAUGGUUGAUGCGACGUAGAAUAAAUAUGAAAUCGCUAAAAAUGCGUUUACAUCUAUUUUCCCCACGGACUUCGCCCUCAUGACACUCAAGCAAGGAAAAAUAUAUAUCCCUAUUACCCGUAACUACACACGAAAACAAGUUGGUCACUUUUAAAUCCUUCCUACACCUCCUAAUAACUCUCUUAUCUCCACGACUGACGUCCGAAUCUGCACUAUCAGCAGUAGCGCAUACAGUGUUUUUCUUGACUUAUGCUGGAUUUGCCAAAGGUGUUUGGCCGUCGUUUGGCACUUUUUUUUAACAAGGUAGGGAUUUGUCUAACUUCGUCGAGUAGAAUCGACUUUGUGAGGCAGUACUCUUGACAUAACCAGGAUUAGGCUAGUUUUCAGCGGCGUCCGUAUAUAGUUGAUGACAUAUUGUUGCACGUUUUCUGACAUUUUUAUUAGCUAUCACACUGAAUGCCAUCUUCGACACCGAAAAAACAGUGGUGGACUACAUCAUUGAUUUUUAAAGACCACUUUAACUAGUUUGAUGGGAGUAGCACCAUGGAAAAAAUCGAAAAAUGUAAGCGAAAAGAACGUGGGAGGUGCUAACAGUUACGCUAUCAGUGACUAAAAAGAUUAAUAAAAUUUACAAAAAUAGCUGUAAUUAGUGAUAGUCAAGCUUUUAGUACGUCUGAAACGUUUUAUAACCCAACUGGACUUAAAACACGAAAAAAACAGUAAUAGUGGGAUUUUGUCUUAGACUGUAAACGGCGAUGUCCAAAUCUUCCUCUGCUUCCAGGAUCAGCAAUGGCUUACUCACAUAGCAAAACAUACACAGGGUUACUGAUACUUAAGAUUCAAAGAUCAGUCACAUUCUCCAGGUUCUAAACAAGUACGCAUCCAACAAAACCACAUUGGUUAUUGCGCUGCUUUUUUCCCCGAAUAGGUAAGAAGCUAUUUGGUUUUGUAGACCAAUGCAUACGUACGAUCACUAUCAAAGUUAGCAUGGAAACUUGCACUCAGGCAGCAAAAACAGUUAAUCUAAAGGAUUCUCAGGAAAUUAACAGAAAUAUAUCGAAGUUUCUAGUAUGCUACACGCUACUCACAAGAUUGCUUGUAAACAUCUAGCUGAACGUGGCCUCGAAGCUCUCAUAGUAGUCAGACGGAGAAAAGAGUUUCAGUACAUCAAAAGCACUGUAUAGGCAGAACACUUAAAGAUCAAAUGAGAAGACAUUUCGUAUCGCAGAACAGACCGCAAGAUCCAGAUGGAUAGUUAAAGGCUAUGUAUAUGUAUUAUAUCAACACUUUGUAAUUUUUCACAAAUUUCCUUUCAUUCUCUGACUUUUAUGCACUAACAGAACCCAGAAACAAUAAUAAUUGCAGUUAACGAACAGGUCAAAUAAAAACAUGAGUUUUUACUUAUAUAAUCCAAGUCAACGUUCACGAUAUGUACUUUUUAUGUUACGAAUACACUGAAUUAGAGUCAAUUUAAAACGAUUUUUCAAACGCAUGCACCAGGAAGAAUCACAAAAGUAUUCCAAAUCUAUUGAAUGCUACAAAUCUACGUACUAACAUCCUUGAUCUUAACGGUAGUGUAUAAUUCAUGUCGUACACAUAGGUUUUUUCAAAAUAUCUGACCAGAUUGCUCAUGCAUGUUACAUCGAAAUGCUUCACAGAAUAAUCCAGCUAGGAAGAAUCAUUAAUUCGUUGUUGGUUGACACAGAAAUCCACUUAAAAUAUCUCUUCUGUUCCAUUCACAACCAUUUUAAACCAUUAAUUACCGAACAUCAAACAUGUUUUCCCUGAGAAAUUGUUGAUACACAAGGCCUAGUCAGCCAACCAUUUCACAUGAACGAGCUAUGCGGAAUGUGAAGACAAACGUUUGGAAAAUAUAGGGGAUACGCAACAUUUGAGCUUUCGUAUGGAUACAUUUUCAAUUAAUUUGCUUUCAUAUGGUACCAUUUGACCCUAUUUAAUUCCCAACUGGAUUAUUUAUAGUAUACACUGAUUGUAAGUUCGGAUUAGUUUAUGCAUGUAUAGUUUACGGAAGUCCUCGUUGUUAGUAUAUUAGAUGUCGGCCUUAUUUUUUCUCAUACAAAUCUGGAUGGCCGCUGGAUGUUUAAUUAUUUGAACCAACUUCCUGACACUCUCAUCAUAGAUCUAAGCAGUGACUGUUAUGACCUUAGAUCGUGCUCCAUGUGUGUCACUAUGAAAUUGUUUCAAAAAACGUACGUCGUAAAAGACAAAUUGCCUCUAUGGUCCUUAUCAGAACUAUAUACAGAUGCAUAGAUACAUGUAUGAGCAAAACAUUCACUUUUCUGGUUCUUGAGUAGAAUGAGUCAUUAAAAAUAAACUCAUUUACUUGGUUCUUUUAAACCCAAAAGCAAGAAUAAAUUCCACUUUUGGUACCUUGGUGUAGGAAAUUUGGCAGAUCUGAUCAUAAAGUUCAGCUAUUACCUUAAUUGCUUUCAGUUUAGACAAGGAAUGAACUGUUCUUCGAAGGAAAGUAUAAAAUCUACUAAUUAGCGUUUACGGACUUGAAGUGCAUUUGAUAAUUACUUUCACUCACAUAUUUUAUAAAUUGGCACAUUUAAACUGAAAACCAAAUCAUUUUUAGAUGACGGAAAUUCGCUCUGUGGUGUUUGUCCUACUAAGUGAAACCACACUGUGUACCGUUACUGGACUGUAUUUUAUUUCUCACAGUAGUUUUACAGUAGGAAGAUUUACUACAAUGGCAAAUCUAAUUAUUUACCCAUUACUUUGAAUCAAGUUUUAUCUUUUGCUUUGAGUAAAGAACACAAACUCUAUCACAUUCUUUGAUUCUAAUAUGUGUAAAUAUGCUUGACAAUAGUAACGUAAAGACAAACUUUUAGUUCGAGAAUCUAUUUAUCCAGACACAAGGUUUGGUCAAAAAAUUUAGAACUAGAAAGAUUUAAAACUACAUUGAUUAACAGCUGUAAUUAGUUUACAAGCAACAAGCAUCACAUUAGAAGCGUGCUUGCUAAGAAAAGUAAGGCCAUCUGAAAAUUAGAAUUUAAUGAAUGUUUUAUGGUCACUGCAAAGAACAGGGUACUGUAAUUUCAUAACAAGAUUGGUAACAAAUAAAAUGAGCCUUUUUACGAAUGACCAAACAAUAUUCUGGGAACUAGGGUCAUGCUCAGACGUAACAGAGAAGACUUCACAUCGACUAAACACAACAUAAAAAUCCAACAAGCUUGAAAUCUGUUGAUUCUACUAAACCCUGUGUCUGGAUAAAUAGAUUUUCAACCAAAAAUCUAUCUUCAAAUAAUUCUCAUAUCUACGCUUGUCACAAAACUUUGGACCUAGUAACCAACUUCUAGUGGAGUCUCAUUCAAACUUACAGAAGUAAAGUUAAAAGCGUACCAGCUACCAGGUAAGUCAGGUUCAGAUGAUUGGUUACCUAUUGCUUUGAUUUGAUUGAUUCUUCCCUUAUUUCCCUUGUGUCUUUUUUACUUCCUGAACAUAUUUCGAAAAUAAAUCCUUUAGAUUUCGAGGAAGAUCUUCAGUGGUAUAUAGUCUCUAUGGGAUCUCUCUUUUUAACUUAGUGACACGUCCAAUAUAAUUCAAUAUGGCUAAAGGCAUAUCUUUUCAGUGACUUAUCAUUAGGUUUGACUUUACAUCGAUGAACAGAUUUUCAGUAUUUUCCUGUGAUACUUUAUUAAUUAUACGUCCAUCUUCCUUAUUUUACACGAUAUUCUUAUUAAUAUUCUUAUUAUCAUUAUCACCAUCACAAUUACCAUGACAUAACAAUUUCUAUUUUUUUACAUAGGAUUUUAAUCUGUUAAUUAGGACUCAUCACUUUAGGCCAAAUAAUUUCUACUGCUUUUCCUCGCAUGACACUUUUAAUCCUAGUAAUUAACUAUCAUGGUUUUAUUUGAGAAUUAGUCAACCUAUAAUCUAUUAUUUUCAAUCUAAAAUUGUGAUUAAACCAACUAGCAUGUUCAUAUGUAUACUCCAAUAUUUUUCUACAAUGCAAUAGUUACUGAUUCAUAACUGUACAAUCUGAAGACGUUAUUCAAAUGUUUUCCAAAGUACUAACGUUUUUAUGUUUAUGCUUAUACAGUAUAUUACUAUAAUAUCCUAAAACCAGGAUAAAAUCGUCCGAACAAUAUCUUUCAGAGAUUGCAGCAUGCUAGGUAUCAAAAUCGUGUAUUUAUUAUUUUCUUCACGGUUUCUAAAUAUAUAAACCCUUUGGUCCAAUCAGCCGCAAGUUGGGGUAUUUUCGUUAAUUUCACUCACUUUAAUGCGACUUCAAAGAUUGAUCGAAAUUUGUAAGAUGUGGUAAGUUUAUAUAUUUAUUUAACUAGUGUUGUAUUGCAAAGUUGUCAAUUUGUGAAAAUCAAAAUAGUUGCAAUACUUACUAAGAUUUUUACCUAGCUACCCCUGGAAAAACAUCUAAAAUCAUCACGAGAGAAUCAGUAUAUGUUUAAGUGAACUUCUCAGGCAGAUAUACCGUCAUUCUGCUUGACUGCUUACUGUAACUGUUCGAUUCUAGUUAUAUUAUUAGCAUGUUAUUAGCGUGUUUUGGUGAUAUCGAAUCGAAUUUCAUGAACACAGAGAAUUUCUUAAAUGGUUAAGCAUGCCAGUGAUUCUCCAUGUCUGUGUUUCUUGUUUUUUAAUUUACUGGUGCGCUGAAUUGCUGCCUAUCUUUUUAUUUUAUAGACUUUUUCGCACCAUAAUGCUUGACCUGUAGGAAGACCUCAUCAGCUGUUUUUUUACUAGCUAGCUGGACCUUAUCACAUCUUUUAUCCAAACCACUCCAUUAAUAUGUCCAGUUUCUUUCGUAAAGUCUUUAGCAAUUAUAGCUGUCCUGAUGGACUGUACGUGGAUAAAGAAGGCUGUAAAUUGUUAUUUAUUGAACUUUAUGGAAGAAAACCGAAUAAAGAAGAGAUGAAAUGUAUUUUAUCAUUUUCAGAAUCAAAUAUCAAUGGUGAGCCCAUUGGUAUAACAUUUUCUGGUUUUCUUUCUUCCGUCCAAAUGCUUCAGAAACAUUUUCAGAAUCUUCCACAUAUUGACGAACACAAUAGAUUAUCAUUUGAUUGUUUAGAUCUAAAUUCGAGGGACUUUGUCACGAUAAAUGAUUUACACAAAAUAUGGAGUAGAUACUUACCAUCUUUACCAUCUGGUCUACUGCGUACUAUUUUCAGAGAGUUUGACCAAGAUUGUGACGGUCGAGUUUCAUAUGAAGAUUAUCUACAUACUACAAAGUUUAAGAUGUAAUCAGUAUACGAAGAAAAAACGACUGCUAUGGAAUAUUUCAGUGACUUUAAAGAAAUUAUCAUAUAAUUGAUUUAAUGUACAAUUGAUUAUGGUCGUAUUUCCUGCCUACUAUGUAUAAAUCAACGUGUGUUUACAUUAUUUUCAUAAUUUAUUAAUUGUUUAGAUAAAACUUAUUUGUUUGUUCUUUUCUUGUAACAUACGUUUCUUCAUUAGUUUUACAGUGAAAUAAAUAGUUAACUUUGUAGCAUUUUGUUGACUGUGGCAUGUUUAUUUUUUUUACACAAACAAACAAGCGUUUACUUGAUGCUAGUUAAAGUUUUUGAAGUUUGUAAACCGUGAAUUUCGAACCUUACAAAUCACACUGUGAACUCAAACUAGGAAAUUUACCUACAUGGUUCCCUCAUUAAGCAUUGAGGCUGCCAGUUAUACACUAAAAGCAAUGAACUCAAUGAAGUUACACAUUAACACCAUCGGAUGCCGGCUACGUAGAUUUCUUCAUAUCCAACUCCUACAAAUGGCCGAAGCUCUCACCAUCCAUGAGCUGAAGCCAGAGCUAUGUGUACAAAAAAGUACGUCCCAUCGUUAUCGUUCCCUUGGUCUUAAUUUUCAUUACUGUUAUUACUACGUUUUCCCCUUUACUUAUGUCUCAUAUUAUUCUCAUUAUUUCAUUUAUAAUUGCUUAUGAUAUCACUUUCUUUAUUUUUCACACCUCUAUGACCUUUAAUUAUUGUGACAAAAACACUUUAAUCAUCUUACUAUAUUCACGUUAUAAUUUGUUGCUAACUUAUUAAGUCUAUUGUUAUUAUUCGCAUUACGUAAUCUUGUAUUAUAAUCUUCCUACUACACCAUCUUGGUUAUUCCUUGUUCACAUGUUCUCACGAAACUAAUACUUUGACAAAACAUUUUCAUAUAUAUAUAUAUA